Molecule: messenger RNA, 1357 nt
Organism: Manihot esculenta (cassava)
Lineage: Eukaryota; Viridiplantae; Streptophyta; Magnoliopsida; Malpighiales; Euphorbiaceae
Product: exopolygalacturonase clone GBGE184
Exons: 5
Coding region: 1-1236 (411 amino acids)
Biological process (GO): carbohydrate metabolic process
Molecular function (GO): polygalacturonase activity
Source: RefSeq, a predicted model, not a curated record
AUGGAAACAGCCAUAACAAAAAAACUCUUGGCAAAUGCCAUUCUUCUCUUAUGCCUAGCCAUGGCUUCUUGUGAGGCCAAGGGUUUGCGCGGUGGCAUGAUUAAACCGAGUCGUCUUCCUGGUCGUGAAGAUCCCACUGUGAAAAUCUUUAACAUCUUGCAUUUUGGUGCGAAAACUGAUCCAAAGGAGGAUAAUGCAUUGCAUCUCAUUCGGGCAUGGAAUGCUGCAUGCAAUUGGAAAGGAAAGGCGAGGCUACUUGUUCCUAAUGGGGUUUUCGUAGCCUCAUCAAUGGUAUUUGUUGGACCAUGCAACAAUACAGCUCCCAUUGUUUUUCAACUUGUAGGAACUCUCAAGGCAUUAUCAGAUUUGACCUGUUAUUCAGAAGAUUUUUGGAUGAUAUUCCAAAAUAUAAAUGGCUUGGUGAUUUCUGGAAACGGCAUUGUUGAUGGCCAAGGCCCUAAUGUAUGGAAAUAUAACGAUCAUUCAGGCAGUGUUUUUCCAGCAUCUAUUAAAUUAUAUCAUGUGACUGAUGGAAUUAUAAGACAAAUAAAUUCUGUUAAUCCCAUGGGAUUCCACAUUGGUAUUGUUCUCAGCCAGAAUAUUAAAGCCAUAGAUCUCCAUUUAACAGCUCCUGAAGAUAGCCCCAACACUGAUGGUAUCCAUAUCAGCCAAUCCAGUCAAGUUGUAAUAGAUAGAAGUGUUAUUGCAACCGGAGAUGAUUGCGUUGGCAUGAUUCAAGGAAGCACCGAUAUCACCAUCAAGAAAGUAAUCUGUGGUCCUGGACAUGGCAUCAGCAUUGGUAGUCUUGGAAAGUACCCGGAUGAGAAGGACGUGAAAGGUAUUCUUGUGACAAACUGCACAAUGAAGAAAACUGAGAAUGGAAUCAGAAUCAAAACAUGGGGAGUAUCACCUCCAAGCAAAGCUACAGCCUUGACCUUCCGGGACCUCAUUAUGCACGAAGUUAGAAACCCCAUUAUUAUUGAUCAAUCCUACGGAUCCAAGUCGAAGGGGCCAUCAAAGGUACAGAUCAGCGAUGUUAAAUACAUGAACGUUAGGGGAACCACCACCUCAGAAGUUGGCGUGGACAUUGAAUGCAGCAAGCAAUUUCCUUGCCAAAGAGUUCAGUUGGCAAACAUCAAUUUGAAGUACACUGGUGCUAAAAAAAACCCUCUCUCCUCUGUAUGUGAAAAUGCAGAAGUGAGCUAUUCUGGGAUUCAAUUUCCACCACCCUGCUGAUAAGGGUUUGAAUUUGCAAUAUAUACCAAGCAUCAAGCAUUUGUAUUAUUAGCUACAACUACGUACAAGGCGAUGCAGCUUUUGGAUCAAAUAGAAAUUGAUAUAUUUUCCCUUCACUUCA